Molecule: messenger RNA, 261 nt
Organism: Ascochyta rabiei
Lineage: Eukaryota; Fungi; Ascomycota; Dothideomycetes; Pleosporales; Didymellaceae
Exons: 1
Coding region: 1-261 (86 amino acids)
Source: RefSeq, a predicted model, not a curated record
AUGAAGGACUUUGCAGAAUUUCUUUCUGAACUGCUGGAGGUGAGGGACCAAGUUGCAAACCACGCAAAAUCCGACCAGCUUAUUGCAAAGCAAAACACCGAAGUCCAACGCCUCAAAUACUCAGAUAGCAGGCACAAGCAGCUCAGCGAAGCCCAGGAGGUGCUGAUCAGCUGUGCGGAGACUGCAUCCACAAGGAACAGGGACUGCGAACGAAGGCCGAGAAAGAACUGCAUGAACUGCUCGAAGGACAGGCGAACUUGA